GAGAGAACCGAGUUGCGGAAGCAGAAGGGCGAGCAGGACGCCAGGACUCGGAGGAUUACGGCCGCCUGAGGAGCCGGGAAAGGUGGGGGCGGGCCCUGGAGGGGACCCAGGCCCCGGACCCGCGGACGUCGCCGCCGUCGGAGGCGCGCCCAGGGGGCGGGGCCUCCCCUAUGGCCCCGCCCAGGAGGCGGUUCCGCCCAGCUCCCGCCCCGAGACGCGAGGCGCCGGCCGGCUCCUCCCUCAGCUCCAGUCAUCGCCUCUCCUCCUCCCCGCCCGGCGUAUGGUUCUAGAAUUCGCCGCGCAGCUGCCUCAGGUGCUGUGGCCAAGUGCGGUCAGCGGCGGCACAGCCACCCGGGCGCUCUGUCCCUGCCUGGCCCUCAAGCACCAAUGAGGAGACUCACUCCACCUACCCAGCCCAGUCCAGUCAUUCAGGUACAAGAAGAUGGAGACAACCUCAUCCCUUUUGCCAAGUGUUCCAGGGUGGUCAGCCGAUCUCCACCCCCGAGCUUGCCUUCCCAGAGCCUCAGACUGACACCCCAGCGUUAUGGAGACAUCUUUUGGGAGAACCUUAGUCAAAGGCCCAGCCCCACCUGGAUGGAGGAACAUUACAUCCCACCCCUGCUGAGAGCCACGGGUUGCUCCCAGCCUGGCUUAUAUCCCCCUGAGGGGCUCCCACCCCCUGAGAUGCUUUGCAGAAGAAAGAGAAGGAGGCCUCAUUUGGUGGGAACGCAGCAGGGACCUGGGGGCAUCCCAGCCCGGGUAAGGGCUGUCACUUAUCACCUGGAGGAUCUACGGAGGAGACAGAGAAUCAUCAAUGAACUGAAGAAGGCCCAGUGGGGCAGCCCUGAGGCUACGUCUGAGCCCCUGGUGCCCGAUGAAGAGGGCUGUGAAUUCCCCAGCACCACCAAAUACCCUGCCCUGGAGGCAGAGAGGGCAACCUAUCCAUGGGAAGAGGACCACUUUCUCACUCCCGGCCGGGCCCAGCUGCUUUGGUCCCCCUGGAGUCCCCUGGGCCAGGAGGGGUCUUGUCUCUCCAGGCAGCUGAGCUCUCUGCCCUCCUACAGCACUGUCACAGCCAGUAGGAACCCCCUUUACAACCCCUGGGGGAUGGAGCUGCAGCCUGAGGAGUAAGGAGAAACUGUCAAUGCCCAAGAUGCUAGCGCUGCCUCACGGGCCCAAGACUAGUUCUCAUCACUGGAAUCUCCCCAUUUCUGGAAUCCAGGCAUUUCCCUUUCCUUAGCCUCUCCCAACCUCCUCUCCUGUCCUCUGAACUAGGCACUAAAAGCCCCCUUGGCUCCCAUCUCAACCCACCUCUCUCACAGGAUCUCCCCAAGGCCUGUUGUACCCCCCCCCCCCCCCCCCAGGCCCGCUCCCUAGCACUGUGUUCUUCUCUCUGUUCUGUUAUUAAAAAGCAAGCAAGUUGAGCCCAGAGUUGUCUUUCUCUCCGGGAGGCACUGAUGGAGAGGCUCACGGGGAAGGAGGGCUCCUUUCACCUUCUCGAGGACCCAGUUACAAUGAGGUCGGGCUGGGUCCUCAAAAUUGAAGCGUCCUGCCCCAAGUCCGACGUUCCUCGCCAGCACUGGCCGGCCGCCCGCGCCCCACUCUCCUGGCCCGGAGGUCACGUCAGUUGGCCGAGCUUCCGCCUCGGGGACCCCGGAAUCCUGCCUCGCAGCACUCCUGCCCCUUCUGGGACUUCCCGG
Messenger RNA from Equus quagga, 1700 nucleotides. It is a transcript of the gene INCA1, whose product is annotated as inhibitor of CDK, cyclin A1 interacting protein 1. Lineage: Eukaryota; Metazoa; Chordata; Mammalia; Perissodactyla; Equidae. The coding region runs from base 388 to 1131 and encodes 247 amino acids. Gene Ontology annotation, biological process: negative regulation of cell population proliferation; negative regulation of cyclin-dependent protein serine/threonine kinase activity. The record is from RefSeq and is a predicted model, not a curated record. The transcript has 7 exons. Gene Ontology annotation, molecular function: cyclin binding; cyclin-dependent protein serine/threonine kinase inhibitor activity. Gene Ontology annotation, cellular component: cytoplasm.